Ustilaginoidea virens is the source of this 1833-nucleotide messenger RNA. RefSeq lists its product as uncharacterized. Gene Ontology annotation, biological process: regulation of transcription by RNA polymerase II. The record is from RefSeq and is a predicted model, not a curated record. Gene Ontology annotation, molecular function: DNA-binding transcription factor activity, RNA polymerase II-specific; RNA polymerase II cis-regulatory region sequence-specific DNA binding. The transcript has a single exon. Lineage: Eukaryota; Fungi; Ascomycota; Sordariomycetes; Hypocreales; Clavicipitaceae. Bases 1 to 1833 code for a protein of 610 amino acids.
AUGGCAUCCGAAGACGGCUUGCUUGCAGCAGAAAUCGCCCCAGCCUCUCAACCCGACCUGAGCCAGCCGACUGCCACUCAACCCCAAGACGUCGCGAGACCAAACAAGCGACGACGUGACGAAGAUUCCGCCUCUCCCGGCCCUCGCGGCAAUCACGUCUCCGACCAGUGUCCAUCACCCUCCAAGGCCGCCCGCCCGUCUCUCGCGACUGCAUUCCCCCGACCACCGGUGCGUCUUCCCGGAGCUGCCACCCUCGGAGACGAGUAUCGACGCCGGGUCGAGGACAGGGCUUCAAGCCCGUCUUCCGUCAUCCCCAACCUGUCUCACACAAUACUCACGUCAUUGAUGACCGGCCUGACCCAAGCCAUGAGUCGACCAAGCGACGCUCCUCAAGUUGCGCCCACCGCCAGCAUGGAGCCGGCUGCCAAGGCAGUGACGGCCCUCUCGAUUGCGUCUGCGAAUGUUAUGCGCUCCGAUGAUGGCAACGAAGACGCGUCGUCGGCCAACGGCGGCGUGAUGCCGCUUGCGCAAAUCACCGGGAGUCCUGUUGCCAUGGAUGUGGACUCGGCCAAAAUUGAAAACGCCCAGACUCAGCCCGCAGAAGACGACAAGUCGCACCCUGGCUCCAUGUCAUAUCCAGGACCUCUUCAAGCUGCUGCCAACCUAGCCGAGGCUCCGGCCCGGGGCAUGAGCUUUCCCAUUCCAGGGCAAAUCCAUCAUACCUCACCGACCUCUCCCAGCGGCGGGAAGAAGCACAAGUGUCCUUACUGCAGCACGGAAUUCACACGCCAUCACAACCUCAAGAGCCAUCUCUUGACCCACAGCCAGGAAAAGCCGUACGUCUGCACCGAGUGUCAGAUGCGAUUCCGCCGCCUGCACGAUCUGAAGCGGCACGGAAAACUCCACACCGGAGAGAAGCCUCACAUCUGCCCCAAAUGUGACCGCAAAUUCGCAAGGGGCGAUGCGCUGGCUCGACACAGCAAGGGAGCAGGAGGUUGCGCGGGACGGCGAACCAGUAUGGGCAGCUUCGCAGACGGAGACGAUGUGGAUGGCGCAAUGGGCGAAGGGGAUGAAUCAACAAUGUCGGGGGUGGCCUAUGAUAACCCGGAUGAGGAAGAACUCAGACACCAGAGCCUGCCUAGCAUUGGCGCACAACACUCACCCGGCGACAAUUACACGUCUCUCUCGCGCACAUACCCUCCAGCUGGUCCUCGACCUGCUGCUGCUGCUGCUGCUGCUGCUGCUAGCGGUCUGUAUCCUCCAAAGGUGCACCAAAGCCAAGUCGGCACCAUGAGUUCAUCCAGCAUGCCUGAAAGCAUGACCAGUAAUCACACGGCCAACACAAGCGCCUCCUCUGUUCCAGGUGGAAGCGGCGGCACGGGCAUGUACUCGCAGGCAGGCAUGACGGAGAGUCCGAAGCCGCUCAGCCCGGGUAUUUCGGGCCACGAGGGACCGUCCUUGACGAGGCAACAACGUUCCCCCAGCAUCACACAGCAAUACCAGCAGCAACAGCAACAGCAGACGGGGAGGAGAACGUCGGAGCUGCACUCGCCGCGCGGCGUGCAGAACCGGCCCAAGCUGCCUGGGCUUUCGCAUCCUGGGUUUGUCGGGCCCAGCUCAGCUGCUUACCCUCACGACAGGACAACGAGCGGGGGGCAAUCCGCCGGCGACAGCGGAAACAUGUUUGCCCAGAGCGAUCCAAGUGUGUGGGAAUACAUACGGCUGCUGGAGGACAAAAUCAAGACUCUUUCUGAUAGAGUGGGUUCUCUUGAUCACGAAGUGGCGAGCCUGAGGAAGCAGCUCAAUGUCCGGGACGCAAACGCUGGAACCUGA